AUGGCCUCCGGUGACUCUGCGGAGAAUUACGCUGUCUUCCGCGAGUGUAUCUCAAGCAUCAUCGUCGCAAGAAGCAGCCAGCACAAGCCCAACAAAGCGCCGAAGCGCAGGUCAUACAAGGCCAAGAGCGCCAGACGAAAGGAUAAUGCGGAAUCCAGAGACGUAUCAUCCGAUUCCAUCUCCAGCGCAGCGGAGGAGGAGAAUCCAGAGGAACUAGCCGAUUUUAUCGAUUUCAUUGCUUCCGAGAUCUUCAGCACCCUUCCAGAUCCCCUUCAAACUCUCUCAUACUCCGCGAUCCAACACUCCCCGGCCCUCGCGGAAACGUACUCCCUACCACUGACGCCAUCGCACCUUGAAUCCCUCUCCAAUCCACUCCCAACCUCCAUAGCCGACACACUCACGACGUAUACACCCGCCCUUGAAGCUCCAGAUCUCCUGGCGCGCGCACUGACAGAGUAUAUACCCGGUGUAACGCGCCCGCCACCCGUCUGGGCCAACACGCGCAAAUCCGCCUGCGAGAUUUGUGAACGCGAUUGGAUUCCGCUGAGCUAUCACCAUCUCAUACCGAGGGGGGUGCAUGAGAAGGUGAUUAAAAAGGGGUGGCACGAUGAGUGGAUGCUAAAUAGUGUGGCGUGGUUGUGCCGGGCGUGUCACAGCUUUGUGCAUCGUAUGGCGAGCAAUGAAGAACUGGCCAGGGAGUGGCAUACGGUGGGUAGGAUUUUAGAAAGGGAAGAUGUGAGAGAUUGGGCGCGAUGGGUGGGAAGGGUUCGUUGGAAGGCUAGAUGA
This is a messenger RNA of Aspergillus calidoustus, 786 nucleotides long. The record is from the annotation of a GenBank genome assembly. Lineage: Eukaryota; Fungi; Ascomycota; Eurotiomycetes; Eurotiales; Aspergillaceae.